Molecule: messenger RNA, 2301 nt
Organism: Peniophora sp. CBMAI 1063
Lineage: Eukaryota; Fungi; Basidiomycota; Agaricomycetes; Russulales; Peniophoraceae
Source: the annotation of a GenBank genome assembly
AUGGCUUACAAUCAACAUCUUGUCAAUCUCGGUUACGCCCAAUCCUUCACGACCCCAUUAAACAUGACGUAUCGCGAUGACGCCAUCGACAUCGCUAGUACCAACGCCAAUGUCAACACACUCCCCUUUCCAUCCUUACCACUACGUGGCGGUUCUACGCUUCCAGAUGGUGCCGCGUACAAGCCCUUGCCUGAUCUGCCUCGCGGGUCAAACACAUCCAAUACUCCCGACAUUGGGUCCAGCGCGCAGAUAUCUCGACCCUCACGCUUCCGUCGCCUCGGCCGUACCAUCGCCAAAACGCUGCACCCUCGCCGUUUCCUUCGCAGUCGCCAGUCUGUUCCGCCCGAUGGAUCCACCUCCAUCCGCGACUCUGGCUACGGCACCCACAGCAACAUCCUCACAACUGAGUCCCCGGCUGCUGCAAUCAACGCUAUGCUCGGCCCACCGCCUGGCCUCUCACGUCAGGUAACGCGGCACACCGUCUCUUCGGUAGCCUUUGCCGGGCCAGAACCCCCUUCGAUAGCCUUUCUCUCGGACGAACAAACUCGAUGGCAAACGUCUGCUGCCAUGCAAUCGCGCACGCCCUACGAACAGCCGGAUAUCCAGAGCUUGUUUUCGCCGUACGGUAGUCCCGAUCCGAACUCGUAUGCUGUUCCCGGUGUUUUCCUGCCCCCUACUCGGUUAUUGGAACACCAGUCAGAGCACUCCGAUGAGACGCGUUCUGUCAGUCGCCCGACGGCGUCGUCCGAGUCUUUCGAACGUAACGAGCAUGUCGGGCACACCAUCACGCCUUAUCACACCGCCGAGCCUACGAUGGACUACAACGUUAGUACCGACGCGGACGACACAACGAGUGUAUCCUCACCCAGCCAAGAGUCCAGCCAUUAUAUUUCUCAGCACCUCCAGCGAUUUCCCCUGCGCACAGUUUACAACGUUCCCAGGAGCCGUCUUGAAUACAUUGAGACAGCCGGCACUGGGUACAGCAGGAUCACAUGUGUCUGGAAGCUGGACGCUGUGGGAAAUCCGACGGACGCCAUCAUCCGCUUUAAUUUCAUUGGCCGACUUGCCGACGACACUGCGGGGAAGCCUGUCUACGCCGCGACCACUGCGUCUCCACACAAGUCUUUUGCCAGUUUCCCCAAGCAGGUGGCAAUCAAGAUGAUGAGCAAGGCGGACAUUCUCGCUCGCCGCCAUCGGGAGUACAUGGGCUACCAGACUGUCGUCUGCGAGGCUCAGACGAUGCGUGCACUCAGCGAGACAGGAGCACGGUUUGCGUCGGGCGCGCUGGCGACAUUCCAGGACGCAGAUUACUUCUACAUUGUCUCGAGAUGGUAUCAUGGAUCGCUACACGAGUACAUCCGGGAUGUUACGAGCAAGAAACUUCUCACCACCGGGGCCGCGCACUAUGUCAUGGACAGCCAGACCUUCAGUUUCUAUGCGGCCGAACUACUCUUGGGCAUGGAGGAACUGCGAGAAGCUCACAUUCUGCACGCAGAUAUCAAGCCCGAUAAUAUCUUCGUCACACCAUCAGGUCAUCUUGUAAUCGGCGAUUUCGACCGCUCGCACCCGAACGUGAAGCCUGGAAUGGAGGCGCAGGGCUGUAAGAACUACGAGGAUGUGCUGAUCGUACAUUCAAACGGGACACCCUACUACAAGGCCCCCGAGGUUGCAGCAAAACACGCACAAGCCGGCGUCACGCCUCGCGCGGAUAUGUUCAGCCUCGGCGUGGUCCUUCUAGAGUUUGCCCUGCAGCUCACCAAGCCGUUCUUCUCUCGCCUCGAUCCGGAUCUUACGGACCCAAGGGCCUACGCAGAGUUCGUCAAGAUGGUGAACCAGCCCGACUGGGAACUUAGCCGAGAGAGUACGACGACGUCGAACGCGGCGUUGGAUGACCUUGUCUUCGACUUCAUCUCGAAGCUCGUGGUCGUCGAUCCUCGAAAGCGCCUCACUAUCGACCGAGCUAAGAAGCAUCCGUUGUUCGCCAACUUGGACUGGGAUGUUCUCAAAAAGGGCGGCUACUAUGAUCCGCCUCUUGCCGCCGACCCACAACAAAGAGAGCUACUGGAACUCAGCCACGUCGAACUCUACAAUCUUCCGCCGCUACCAAACUUGUGUGAUGAGAAGACCGCUGAAGUGAGGGCUCUGCAGGAGGACCUCAUACUGACCUUCGCGGAAUUCGGCCAGGACUGGAUCGCGCCCAAAAGCACGUACACGACCCGAGAGGGCCCAGAGCACGGCGAGAUGAAGAUGUCGAUGUACCCUGAAGAGGUAUCACGGCUCAUACGUCUCGCUGCGCCCUAA